Gaeumannomyces tritici R3-111a-1 is the source of this 1777-nucleotide messenger RNA. RefSeq lists its product as hypothetical. NCBI's taxonomy places the organism in Eukaryota, Fungi, Ascomycota, Sordariomycetes, Magnaporthales, Magnaporthaceae. Gene Ontology annotation, biological process: vacuolar proton-transporting V-type ATPase complex assembly. The coding region runs from base 143 to 793 and encodes 216 amino acids. The transcript has 2 exons. Gene Ontology annotation, cellular component: extrinsic component of endoplasmic reticulum membrane; Vma12-Vma22 assembly complex. The record is from RefSeq and is a predicted model, not a curated record.
GCCACCACGCCGUGAACAGAACCACGGACUGGAGCCUAAGCCAACAUCUCUGUUUGAUCCCAGCAAUACUUGAAAAGACAACUACAAGGAUUAGCAAACCCGUCAAUCUAUCAAUAUUACCCACCUACCAACAAAUCCACGGAUGGAUGCCGAAAUCGACGCCCUCCUGGAAAGGUAUCUCGGUCUGCUGGAUGAGUACACCGAACUCCGUGCUUCCCUGGGCGCUGUCCAGAGCGGCAUGUACCAGAACAUUGCCCGCGCCAACUUCGCCGCCGAGCGGGGUAUGAGGUAUGGACCAGACUGUUUCGACGAGCGAAUGCAAGCAAGCCGACGCCUGAGCAUUCAGGUAAAGCCAUCCGCUGGACACGAGAGUGGCGGCCAACAUGUCUCUUUCGCCGUUUGCUCGACAGAGGAGUCCGAACCGCCGGUUGGCUCUCAGGACAGCGAUAACGACAAAGGCGGGAAGGAGCCCGGCUCGCCCGAGCCCAUGGCGGAGGCAAACCAGCAGAGCCACGAUGGCGUGGCGGGCACCAAUGAGGCGACUGCCAAAGCAAGCCCCACAACACGGAAGGACCCCCUUCGUUGGUUCGGCCUCUUCACGCCAACCUCUCUGCGACUAGCCCAGGGCCAAGCUAUCGAGAUUGUGGAGGAUCUUCUACCCAGGAUAGCAUCAGUCGACGCUAAGAUGGGUCAAGUUGAGAUCCAAGUCCGACGUGCCAAAAAGAAACGGAGCAAGGCGGCAACCGCCGCUGAGAAGGAGACGAGAACGGCACAACAAGCUGAGCAGUCGUGAGGGGAAACAAGCCAUCCUGUGAUCUUGUAGCGGCUCCUUCCCACAAAAGUACACACCCCUGAGAGGCCGCCCCCUCUAUCUGCGCUCCAGGAGGGCUGAUAGUCUGGCAACACAAUAAGAGGCGCCGCCGAACCAGGUCAACAUAGUUAGCUCAAAGUAACAGACCUCACUAGAGAUAGGUGAGAUGGCACUUUGGCAUGGACGAUUCUCGAUCGUAUGUGGCAAUCAACAAUUGCAUCCAAGGCAAAGUGGCUUGGCGCCCUUCUCUACAGAAAGUGGCGUCGAUCAGGCUUUCGCGUGGCGUGCCUCUCCUGGUCCAUGUUGUGAACCUAAACUGGCCGCAGAAAUACAGAUAGUCUACUUCUCGGUGUCCGCGUCCCGCCGGCAAGCAGUAGCCGUCGACAGCGUGAACCAAGGCGCCCUGGUGGCUGCUAGCAGAUCCUAGUCAACAGGCCUUCCCCUAAUUCACUUCCCGUCUAGUCUAUUUUAUAAUACAUCCCUACGCAGCGUCAAAAGGGGGCUUGCUGCUGCCGUAGCUGGCAGCCAGCACUCUACUCUACUCGAACCACCUCCCUUCAUACUUUCCCUGACGGCCGCCGAGGGAAGAUCUCCUCUCCAUGUUCCCAACAAAGCCAACCAACAAGGACGGCCGCGACGAGAAGACGAAUUGAUCACGCCCGUGUCGCAAACUCACCAUUACCCGAUAUAGAUGACGUUCCGCCCUGCUACUCAAUCAUACUGCUGCUCGACGUCGUCAUGGCCACACCACAGCUUGAUGGCGGCUUAUCAACAAAGGCCAUUUCUCAGAUACCAUCCUGUGUUAUUCUUUGUGCUUCGCGAGGAAUAGAGGCCUCUCAAUGCCGAGCAUCAAAUAUUACCUGCUACUGCCAGGAUGGAUUUACAAACUACAUCCAAAGCUGUGCCAUGAAGGCAUGCAAGCCCAGAGACCAACUCGGCAUGUUACCCCGGACCACCUAAUCUCAG